Messenger RNA from Ilex paraguariensis (yerba mate), 3927 nucleotides. Lineage: Eukaryota; Viridiplantae; Streptophyta; Magnoliopsida; Aquifoliales; Aquifoliaceae. The record is from the annotation of a GenBank genome assembly.
CAUAUCUUGAUUUUGUUAGGCGGCAAUACAAAGUGUCUCAGGCAGUCAAAGGUGGUCAGAAGUCUCGGCCACCAAGGUUCGAUUUCCUGGCUCUCAAAUAUGCUCUUAGAUGGAAGCGGCGUGCUUGUAAGACUGCUAAAAGUGAGUUAGCAUCGUUUGAGCUGGGCUCUUGGGUUUCAGAAGUCGUAUUGAGCGCUUGCUCUCAAUCCAUAAGGUCUGAGAUGUGCAUGCUGAUUAGUUUGCUAUGUGCCCACAGUUCAUCAAGGCGAUUUCGGUUGUUGAACUUGCUUAUGUCAUUGUUACCAGCUACUCUUUCUGCUGGGGAAAAUGCAACAGAAUAUUUUGAAUUGCUCUUUAAGAUGAUUGACUCAGAAGAUGCUCGUCUUUUUUUGACUGUGCGGGGAUGUCUGACUACAAUAUGCAAGUUAAUUUCCCAAGAAGUUGGUAAUGUUGAGUCCCUGGAGAGGAGCCUGCAUAUUGACAUAUCGCAGGGCUUUAUCCUUCACAAACUUAUAGAGCUACUUGGCAAAUUUUUGGAGGUUCCCAAUAUUAGAUCGAGGUUCAUGAGAGAACAGUUACUGUCUGAAGUCCUUGAGGCCCUUAUUGUCAUUAGGGGUUUGAUAGUGCAGAAGACCAAGUUAAUAAGUGAUUGUAAUCGACUUCUGAAAGACCUCCUAGACAGUCUUCUUCUUGAGAGCAGUGAAAACAAGCGUCAGUUCAUCCAGGCUUGCAUCUCUGGUCUGCAAAUCCAUGGACAGGAGAGGAAAGGACGGACUUCUUUGUUUAUCUUGGAGCAGCUUUGCAAUCUGAUCUGCCCAUCAAAACCAGAAACUGUAUAUUAUUUGAUUCUGAACAAGGCACACACUCAGGAGGAGUUCAUCAGGGGAUCAAUGACCAAGAAUCCUUAUUCCAGUGCCGAGAUUGGCCCAUUGAUGCGUGAUGUGAAAAACAAAAUCUGCCACCAGUUGGAUCUAUUGGGUCUCGUUGAAGAUGACUAUGGGAUGGAAUUGCUAGUAGCUGGAAAUAUUAUCUCUCUCGAUUUGAGCAUUGCUCAAGUUUAUGAACAAGUUUGGAAAAAGUCAGUCAGUCAUUCGUCAAACACAGUAGCUGGUGGUACCUUGCUAUCGUCCAAUGCUGUCACGUCAACCCGAGAUUGUCCUCCAAUGGCAGUAACCUACCGGCUUCAGGGGUUAGAUGGUGAAGCGACUGAGCCCAUGAUCAAAGAAUUGGAUGAGGAUAGAGAGGAAUCUCAAGAUCCUGAGGUUGAGUUUGCAAUAGCAGGUGCAGUCCAGGAGUGUGGUGGACUAGAAAUUCUUUUGGGCAUGAUUCAGCGUUUGCGAGAUGAUCUGAAGUCUAACCAAGAACAGUUGGUUGCAGUGCUUAAUCUCCUCAUGCACUGCUGUAAGAUUAGAGAAAACAGAAGGGCCUUAUUAGGAUUAGGAGCUUUAGGUAUACUCCUCGAAACGGCAAGGCGUGCUUUUUCCGUGGAUGCCAUGGAGCCAGCUGAAGGCAUUCUUUUGAUUGUGGAGAGCCUGACAUUGGAAGCUAAUGAAACAAAUACUAUUAGCAUUACACAGAGUGCUCUUACAGUUGCUACCGAAGAAACUGGUGCAGGUGAACAGGCCAAGAAAAUAGUUCUGAUGUUCCUGGAAAGAUUGUGCCAUCCUUCAGGUCUGAAGAAGUCAAAUAAACAGCAGAGAAACACUGAGAUGGUUGCAAGAAUUUUGCCUGCCUUGACCUAUGGUGAACCUGCAGCAAUGGAAUCACUCAUCCAGCAUUUUGACCCUUACUUACAGAACUGGGGUGAAUUUGACCAGCUGCAGAAAGAGCAUCAAGACAAUCCAAAAGAUGAAACCAUUGCUCAGCAUGCUGCCAAACAGAGGUUUGCUAUGGAGAACUUUGUUAGAGUUUCGGAGUCACUGAAGACAAGUUCUUGUGGGGAGAGAUUGAAGGACAUUAUAUUGGAAAAAGGAAUUGUUACAGUUGCAGUCAGAUAUCUGAAGGAAAGUUUUGCAUUUAUGGGGCACACUGGCUUUAAAUCAAGUGCAGAUUGGGCAUCGGGUUUAAAACUUCCAUCUGUUCCACUAAUACUGUCUAUGCUCAGGGGGUUGUCAAUGGGGCAUUCGGCCACUCAAAGGUGUAUUGACGAAGGAGGGAUCUUAUCAUUGCUCCAUGCAUUGGAGGGAGUUUUGGGAGAAAAUGAGAUUGGGGUGAGGGCUGAAAAUUUAUUGGACACACUCUCUGAUAAGGAGGGAAAAGGUGAUGGCUUCCUGACAGAGAAAGUUUGCAACUUGCGGCAUGCCACUCGCGAUGAGAAGAGACGUCGAGCACUAAGAAAGAGAGAGGAGUUGCUUCAGGGACUUGGUAUGAAAUGGGAACCGGCUCCAGAUGGUGGUGAACGAAUUGUUGUUGCUCAGCCACUUCUUGAAGGCUUGGAUGAAAUGGAGGAGGAGGAUGGGGAGCUAGCUUGCAUGGUCUGCCGAGAGGGCUACAAAUUGAGACCUACCGACUUGCUGGGUGUUUACACUUACAGUAAGCGUGUGAAUAUGGGUGUUGGAACUUCAGGAAGUGGUCGUGGGGACUGUGUAUACACAACAGUUAGUCACUUCAACAUCAUACAUUUCCAGUGCCAUCAAGAAGCUAAAAGAGCAGACGCUGCGCUGAAGAACCCCAAAAAGGAAUGGGAUGGUGCAGCCCUAAGAAACAAUGAGACCCUCUGCAACAAUUUAUUUCCCCUGAAGGGUCCAUCAGUUCCAAUGGCACAAUAUAUACGCUAUAUUGACCAGUACUGGGAUUACCUCAACGCUCUUGGACGUGCUGAUGGAAGCCGGUUACGGUUGCUGACGUAUGACAUUGUUCUGAUGCUUGCUCGAUUUGCUACUGGUGCAUCAUUUAGUGCGGACAGCAGAGGUGGGGGAAAGGAAAGCAACUCUCGGUUCCUUCCUUUCAUGAUUCAGAUGGCUCGUCAUCUACUUGAUUUUGACACCUCCCAGCGGCGUAUCAUGGCCAAGUCUAUUACAACAUAUUUAGCCUCUUCCACAUUGGAUUCCAAACCCUUCAUUUCUUCUGGAACACAACCUUCUGUUGGAACUGAAGAAACAGUCCAAUUCAUGAUGGUGACCUCACUUCUCUCAGAAUCUUACGAGGCAUGGUUGCAACAUCGUCGUGCCUUCUUGCAGCGUGCAAUAUACCAUGCAUACAUGCAGCGCCCUCAUGGCCGGUCGCCACACCGCUCAUCAUCCAAUCCAACGAAUGUUGUUAGAUCCGAUUCUGGAAGUACCAGUGGAAGCUUCACAACAGAAACUGGUGGCACAGACGAGCUAUCAUCCACGAUUCUACAGAUGCUUGUUUACACUGGCUUGAUCGAGCAGCUGCAGCGUUUUUUGAAAGUUAAAAAGUCAGCAAAUGGAGCCUCCAAUCCUGCAGAAGGAAGCCCGAAGGAGCUAGAGGGGGAAGAUGAGAGUGGAAGCUUGGAAAUUUGGGAGGUGGUGAUGAAAGAGAAGCUUUUAAAUGCGAAGGAAAUGGUUGGGUUCUCCAAGGAGUUGCUGUCGUGGCUCGAAGACAUGACUUCCGCUACUGAUUUCCAGGAGGCAUUUGAUGUCAUUGGUGUUUUGCCCGAUGUGCUCUCCGGUGGCUAUUCACGGUGUGAGGACUUCGUGAAUGAUGCAAUUAAUGCAGGAAAAAGCCGAGGAUUUUAGAUCAUCAGGACAAUAUUUUUGAGGCGAUUGGUUGGUUAUAUGGUGUUUUUGCAAAUGAGUUGUGUGUUGUUGUAUCAAAAAUGUCGCAUGCUGUUGUAUAAAAAAUGAUGUUUGUUCGAUUCUCGUAGAAGAUGAAGGAAGGUUAGUUUCCCAGCUCCACCUUUGAAACUUAUCCUGGUAGGUGUGUUGUAACAUGGUACUAAGUUAAUGAAAGUCUUUCUAAAAUGGC